AUGAUGCCGGGCUUCGUGGCUUCACUUCCGGUGCAGAAGCCCCACGUCAGUGUUUCUGCUCGCUGGGACUCGGAGGCGGAGGAGACGGAGCCCUGACCGCCGCGGCUUGUUGUGGGUUUUCCGAGCUUGUGUUCUCCGCGGACUGGAGCCGACAUGGCGGACGAGGCGACGCGGAAGCUGGUGUCGCAGAUCCCGCUGCUGAAGACGCACAGCGGCCCGCGGGACCGGGAGCUGUGGGCGCAGCGGCUGAAGGAGGAGUACCAGGCGCUCAUCCGGUACGUCGAGCAGAACAAGGCCGCCGACAACGACUGGUUCCGGCUCGAGUCCAACCGCGACGGCACCCGCUGGACCGGCAAGUGCUGGAUCAUCCACGACCUGCUCCGCUACGAGUUCCAGCUGGAGUUCGACAUCCCGGUCACGUACCCGGCCACGGCGCCGGAGCUCCUCAUCCCGGAGCUGGAGGGCAAGACGGCCAAGAUGUACCGCGGCGGGCGGAUCUGCCUGACCGAGCACUUCCAGCCGCUGUGGGCGCGCAACGUGCCGCGGUUCGGGCUGGCGCACCUGAUGGCGCUCGGGCUCGCGCCGUGGCUGGCCGUGGAGGUGCCGGACCUGAUCAGCAAGGGGCUCGUGCGGCACGACGAGCCGCGCGGCCCCGGCGGCUCGAGCGGCUAGCAGCCAGCACGGGGCCUGGAGGGACCUGCGGCAUGACAACACCUGUCACCUGUCACCUGUCACCUGGGACCUGGGACCUGAUCUGUGAAUAUUAUACAUAUUACUCACAUAUCGUCCGCUAAUUGCAAAAUGUGUAGAUACUGUCGGCGGGGUUGGAUUGGGUUUUGUGUUUUGAGAAACUAAAUAAAUGAUAUGAUAAAUGUGUGGACCAA
Messenger RNA from Myripristis murdjan (pinecone soldierfish), 884 nucleotides. It is a transcript of the gene ufc1, whose product is annotated as ubiquitin-fold modifier conjugating enzyme 1. NCBI's taxonomy places the organism in Eukaryota, Metazoa, Chordata, Actinopteri, Holocentriformes, Holocentridae. Gene Ontology annotation, biological process: protein K69-linked ufmylation. Gene Ontology annotation, molecular function: UFM1 conjugating enzyme activity. The record is from RefSeq and is a predicted model, not a curated record. The coding region runs from base 154 to 672 and encodes 172 amino acids. Gene Ontology annotation, cellular component: cytoplasm. The transcript has a single exon.